This is a messenger RNA of Parnassius apollo (apollo), 1245 nucleotides long. The record is from the annotation of a GenBank genome assembly. Lineage: Eukaryota; Metazoa; Arthropoda; Insecta; Lepidoptera; Papilionidae.
AUGCUGAUAAGUGCAUCGACAAGCCCAGUUGCAAGUACGAGAUCAAAGGCACUUACCGUUUUUGAAGAAAUUGAAAAGGUUUACAGUGAAGGUCCAAUAAAUAUAGAUUAUGCACACGUGGAAAUCCCAGGUACGUCAACUCUAAACUCCAACCAAAUCGCCGAUAAUGGGUUGAAUACACCAAAUGAGCAGACUCGAAGCACCAUUACACCAAGUACCAUUUCGACGAAUUUGACAGUUGAUGAAGGCUUUCGUUAUGGGGAUUCGAAAGCAGUAAAACGACGAGGUCGUAAACGUAAUUGUAAAACUAAUAAACGUUAUAUUGACUACUUAUCCGAUGAUGAAGAUUUUUUUACAUUUUUUAAUUGCGAUGGGGCUGAUUUGGAUUCAGAUGAAUGGUCGGGAUCAGAGACGUCAGAAAACGAUGAUGUAGGUGAUAUUAGGACAAAGAAGAAGAAAAACUCUAAAUCUAAGCAGAAGAAAAAGGUAGUUGUUAUUAUACAAGAAGAACCAAUUGUAGGUGAAGAAGGUUUUAGAAAGGAGAAGAAAAAUUCAAAGAAAGAACGACAACAAAAACGAUUCAAGGGCGAGGAAUAUGUACGAAAGGAUGGUAAAACUGUAAAUGCUAAAUGUCUUCAACCCAAUCCAAGUAGUGGAAAAAAAUGUGGCAAUAAUUGCGAAAAUAUUUCGGAUGAGAGAAGACAGCAGGUGUUCGAUCAUUUUUGGAAACUGACAGUAGACCGCCGACGAGACUGGUUGGUUAAUUUAACACAAAAACUAGCUGUAAAACGUAAACGUACCAACUCAGACACCCGUGUUAAUACUUUUAAAUACCACAUCAAUGAAGGAGAAGGAAGGCGGGUAGUAUGCUUGCAAUUCUUGGCUGCUACAUUAGACAUUUCAGCAAAAUCUAUCUACCAUACGGUCAAGAACUCUGAAUGGGGCUGUGCUAAGGAAGAUUUACGCGGAAAAUGUAUACCACCGAAUAAAACAAAACCAGAUACCAUUGAGAACGUUGUGAAAUUUAUUAAAAGUUUACCGGCAGUACCGUCUCGUUAUUGUCGCCAUGAUUCCUCCCGAGUCUACCUUCCGCAAGAAUUUAAAAAUAUUCCAAAUGUCUACAGCAUUUAUAAAAAACGUUUGGAGGGCGACGGUGUUGAUUUUGUUAGUGAAAAAGUAUUUCGUAGAAUUUUUACAGAGGAAUUCAACAUAGGUUUUCACGUGCCUAAAAAGACAAGUGUAUGA